AUGAGAAACCCGGUCGACGAGGGACAUCCCCAAGUAAUCAUGGCAAAGCGCUACCUAGACGAUGUGAAGAACGCCUCGGAGUCCCUGCUCAGCUUUCCGCUUUAUUCAAUCCAGGUAGGGAUUCGCAGCGGAUAUCGAAGAGAAAGCCGGUUAAUGGGAUAUUUUCAGUCGUUCCUCCUGAAAUACAGUGGCUCUGUGAUUCCAUCUUCUAUCGCAACGCAGGUCACCCGAAUUGAUCUCAAUAAGAAUUUGGGGGAACUGGUUGCGCCGAUGAGAGAGGAGUGCAUCGACACGUUUAAAACAGUAAUGCCAGAAUGCAAAGAUUGGGCACCUUUGAAAUUGUGGGACGUGUUUCUACCGAUGAUCUCCCGCAUCACCGGCCGAGUGCUCGUGGGCGAGGAACUCUGCCAGAACCCCGAAUGGAUCCAACUAACAAUCGCUAACACACAAGGGAUUAUGAAGUCCUCGAUGGGCCGAAAGGACCUGAUUAACCUCCGCAAGCGAGCGGCACGGCUAAUCGAGCCCGUUUACUUGCAGAGAUUGGCGGCGUACCAGGCAGGAUCUUCUCAUCGACAUCGAGAUUCGAUGCAGUGGUUCAUAGAAAAUUCCCAUGAGAAACCCCUGUCGCCGGCCGAGGUCGCCGAUGCGCUACUAUUUCUCUAUAUGGCCGGGAUUCACAGCACCAGCGCGACGAUCGUGUCUAUAGUCUAUGAUUUGAUUGCGCAUUCCAAGUACGUCCCGGAGCUGAUUGAGGACAUCCGACAAACGCUGGCCGAGUCUCCCGAGUGGUCAAAGCGGAGUUUGUCCAAACUCCGCAAGAUGGACAGCUUCAUGAAAGAAAGCCAGCAAUUGAAUCCAGUGGGAUGUGUGACCGUCCAACGCUCAACUGUCCGUCCCUACACUUUCUCGGAUGGCCUAUACCUUCCGGCCAACACCUUCCUGUCCUUCCCGACCUAUGAGUUUACCCACGACGAAGAGACGUAUCCAAAGCCAUUUGACGGCCUUCGAUUCUACCGGAUGCGCGAGGAAGGAGAUCCUAGCAAGUUUUAUUUCGCGACGGUGUCGAACGACUCGACGAAUUUCGGCGCAGGGUUCCACGCGUGUCCGGGUCGGUUCUUUGUGGCCCACGAACUCAAGAUUAUCAUUUCAGAGCUCUUGACGAGCUAUGAGUUGAAAUUUGCGAGCGGCACGGAGAGACCGCCUGAUUAUUGCCAUGAUUUUAUGAUUAUGCCGAACAUGCAGACUGAGGUUCUCGUCCGGCAGAAGCAGGGUGUCUUUUGA
Aspergillus tanneri is the source of this 1281-nucleotide messenger RNA. RefSeq names its product cytochrome P450. Gene Ontology annotation, molecular function: heme binding; iron ion binding; monooxygenase activity. Lineage: Eukaryota; Fungi; Ascomycota; Eurotiomycetes; Eurotiales; Aspergillaceae. The transcript has 5 exons. The coding region runs from base 1 to 1281 and encodes 426 amino acids. The record is from RefSeq and is a predicted model, not a curated record.